Molecule: messenger RNA, 2381 nt
Organism: Centropristis striata (black sea bass)
Lineage: Eukaryota; Metazoa; Chordata; Actinopteri; Perciformes; Serranidae
Gene: cdc42
Product: cell division cycle 42
Exons: 6
Coding region: 106-681 (191 amino acids)
Biological process (GO): small GTPase-mediated signal transduction; modification of synaptic structure
Cellular component (GO): dendritic spine
Molecular function (GO): GTPase activity; GTP binding
Source: RefSeq, a predicted model, not a curated record
UGUUGACUGGGAAGCCCCUAGCGCGGAGCUGCCAACGCCCGGCGUAGAGACACAAAUAGAGGAUACGAUCUUGAAUGAGUAGAGUGAAGACUGUAAAACACAGCUAUGCAGACCAUCAAGUGUGUUGUAGUUGGGGACGGUGCUGUGGGUAAAACCUGCCUGCUCAUCUCUUACACCACAAACAAGUUUCCUUCUGAAUAUGUACCUACGGUGUUUGAUAAUUAUGCUGUAACUGUAAUGAUUGGAGGCGAGCCCUACACUCUGGGUUUGUUUGAUACAGCAGGUCAGGAAGACUACGACAGGUUACGACCUCUGAGUUAUCCCCAGACAGAUGUCUUCCUCGUCUGUUUCUCCGUCGUGUCCCCGUCCUCCUUUGAAAACGUCAAAGAAAAGUGGGUUCCAGAGAUUACCCACCACUGUCCAAAGACCCCCUUCCUGCUAGUUGGGACUCAGAUUGACUUGCGGGAUGACCCCUCCACUAUAGAGAAGCUGGCCAAGAACAAGCAGAAGCCCAUCACUCCGGAGACAGCCGAGAAGCUGGCGAGAGACCUCAAGGCUGUGAAAUAUGUGGAGUGCUCAGCCCUCACGCAGAAAGGCCUAAAGAAUGUGUUUGAUGAGGCGAUAUUGGCUGCAUUGGAGCCCCCAGAGCCCAAGAAGAAACGUAAAUGUGUGCUGCUAUGAGAAGCUCCUACCUUUUCAAAACACACACAUAACACAUGCAUACAUCUUAAAUACAUACCCACACUCACACGCACACACACACACACGACACACACACACACCCCCUCCCCUGCCUCCACACCCCUUUCCUUGCUCUGCUAAGGUUGGUUGACAGCAUUGGCCUCCACAGAGAAGACUAGAAAGAAAACAGCCUCCAAAGCUUCAGAUAAUUCUCUGCAAUAAUAAGAAGCUUCAGCCCUGAGUCUGAGUGUGGGACAGAAGAUCAACCUAACCCCAGCCAACAGGCUGCUGUGGGCUCCGGGCAGGGUGGCAUAGCCUCAAGACCGGGGGUCCAGACACCAAGCUUAAACACAAGUCAAAUUCAUUUCUGUCGAGCUUUUGAUAGAUUUUCAGUCAGUGUUGUGGCCUAAUUAACUUUUUAGAUGCCCAGCCAUUUAGAUGUCCUCAGCCAAUGUAAAGGUUUCACAGAUAAAAGCCCCGCCCCCAGCCCCUCCCAGCUGCCUGAUUGGCGGCUGCUCAUGCUGCUGGUCCCGUCCCCUCUGUUUGACGAGCAUCAGCCGACCCCCCUACGUUCCUUCUCAGCACUACCGGAAGAAAUGCUAACAGAGUAGUGUUUUGUUUCUGUUUGCCAACACCCCCUUUUUUCUUCUCAAACACAAGUCUGAGAUAUUUAUUCCAUGUUCCAGAUAGGUGCACUCUUAACCACUAAGGAGAACUGUAUAGGGCUCGGUAAUUCACAGCAAUACGGCUAAAACUCCACACAGCUCUCGUUGAGGAAGUUCAUGAGUAAAUAUUGCCAUCUAGUAUCCAGUCCUCGUAGUGUGGGCUUUGCCAGUGCAGUCCUUUUGGAGUGUGGUAAUCACUUGAAGAGCUAAAGGCAUCCCGUAGUAAUGGGUCCACACGUCGACCGCAAGGAAUUGGCCUUUUAGAUGCAGGGAACUUAAACAGUGUUAGCAGAACAAGCGGUGUGUUCUUUUUGCCGGGGAUCAAGGGAGGGUAAAGCAGGAUUCUGUUUUAACAUGGUCACCACCCGACACUUUGAACGGGUACAGCAGAGCAGCCAGAUCUGGAGACCAGUACUUAAGACAAUGGAUCAGUGAACAUGAACUUCCACCACAAUUCUGUGCCAGGUCAGAAUGUGGUGCAUAUGUGUUGGGCUGUGCGGUCUGUUGUAGCCGUUCAAAGUGUGCGGUGCUGCAUGUAGCUGAGCCUCGGUCUCCGUUCUAAAUGAUAGGUUUAACAGAUGUAAUUAUAAUGUAAGCUGGCACACAAUGUUGAUGUAGGCUCCAGGUGUUUUUACCAAAAUACUUUUUUUCUUCAUUUCUGUUUGUGCUGUUUUUUUUAUUUUAUAUAUAUAAAUAUAUAUAAAAAAAAGGUUACUUUCACUCCUUUUACAUUUAGGGGUCUGAACUCAUCUGAACUCUUACCUGCCAGGUUAUACCAAGAAAAGCUCUGAUUGGUUUAGUUGAAUAAAAACCUCCAAUGGCAGAGAGACUGUUUGGUUAAGAUUAUUUGUGAUUGGUUGGUUCUUGUUUUUCUUUACUGGUGGCUUAGAGUUGGGUUGAUUUCCAGCCCAAGUCAGUAUAAUUAUUAUAACCUGUUGUUGUUUUGGUGCAAAACCAAAUGCUCUGUCUAAAGUCUUUGUUCUUUGUAUAUGCAUUCUUUUAAAAAAUAUUAAACUUAAACCUUAAUUGCCUUUA